CGGGCAGGAAGCGGAAGUGACGGUGUGCCGGCGGCCGUUGGGAGUCGUUACCGGCAGGGGCCGGCCCGCUGUAGGGACGCGGCUCGGCAGCGGGGCCGGGGUCCUGCCGCUGAGUUUUGCAGGAUGAGUGCCAUGACUGAAGACGUUAAGCCAGAAGAUGCCAAGCUGGAACCUGAAAAAAAAAUAUAUUAUUGUGAAGUUUGUAAAGUUCCGUGUAUGAGUUCUAUAAGUCUUCAGUCACACUACCGUGGUGCAAAGCAUAGAAAGAAAGAAAAAGCCCUGAGACCCAAGACUGUCUAUUGUCCUCCAGCUCCAGUCCGAACUCCAAUGAAGUAUGAAACACAGAGACCAGUGAAGAGAGGACUCACAAAGGACAUAACCUGUCUGAAGGAUUUUAUGAAUGAUCCCAAAAGAGAAGAACCUCUAGUUGGUUUAGAACAUGUGGUUGAAAUCAGAUUUGAAGGAAGAAAAGAGCCGCAUUAUGAAUGCAAGCUGUGUGGGUUUAAUACAGAGAUGGCACCCAUGAUAGAACAUCUCAGUGGGUAUAAACACAGAAGAGCAUACAUAUCUAAAGAAUUUCCAGAUAAAAUGAAGAGAAAGACAUCAGAUGUAAAAGAAUGCAAAGUCUCAUUUCUCAGAAGAGUAGCAGGAGAGCUAGAGAAGACUGAAGGAUUAAAAAUGUAUAAGAUUGAAGGUUACAUAAGACCAAGUACCUCACCCCCAUCAAAGAAGAAAGCAAGGUGGGAAGAUGAUCAUAAGCAUGAGAAUGAUCCUGUUCGGAAGCAGAAAGCUUUAGAGUUCUUGGAGACUUUUCACAUCACCUCAGACUCAGAAGCAACACUCGUUGUUCACAUUACACAGGAACUUACGGAAGCUUUAAAGUCAUUUUGUGAAAAGAAAGCAGCAGUUAAUUAUACCAACAGUCUGAGGCCACUGAUGUCAAUAUCUCAAGAUGAAUUUCCAGCAAGAAAAAGCAUCCCGAAACUGUAUAAGCCAUAUGGAAAAUCCAAAGGAAAUUCUAACUGGAAUCAAGGUUCUUCAUCUCAGUAUGAACAGUGUGCUGCAGAUGAUUGUUUUGCUCCUGAUAACUCACACAAUUACCAAAGUGAUGAUGGAUCAUCUUCCUAUGGACUAAGACCUAGUGACUUUGCGAUGAUGUCUGCACUCAGGGACUCUUUCGCUCUUCAGACUGGAUGUCCUGCCAGUGGGAUCAGUGAAUGGCUGAGACAGUUCAGCCGAUCUGCUUCUGGCAGUAAUUCAGCCCGUGGGGCCUCUUCAUAUGAGACAAAUUCGGUGAGCGAGUACUCAGCAGAAUACAUGUCCAAAGAUGUGCGAGGAAGUAAGCUCCCUGACAACAGACUGUCGUAUGGCGAGGAAGGUACAAAUUGGAGGAACCAACAAACAUGUACAAAAGCAAGGAGUGUAAGUGAUCAAGGAUUACCCUAUCCCAAUCCUUCAUAUCCUCCAUCUGGAAGAUACUCAACAAACUAUCCUUCGCAAAGCUAUUCCUCUUACAGGAGUGAUGGGUCUGUGAAUUCUUGUACAUCUUCUGCACAUUCUGCUUCUUCAGGAAGAGGUGGCUCCAGGUGGAACCAGGACUCCAGGUGGAACCAGGACACCAGGUGGAACCAGGACUCCAGGUGGAACCAGGACUCCAGGUGGAACCAGGACUCCAGGUGGAACCAGGACUCCAGGUGGAACCAGGACUCCAGGUGGAAUCAGGACACCAGGUGGAAUCAGGACACCAGGUGGAACCAGGAUUCUAGCUGGAACCAGGAAACUAGGUGUCAAGAAUAUAGGCAUCAGAAGUCAGGCUACAGAAGUGAUUGGGGUUCACGUCACCGUCCCUUCUCUGGCGGUGGUUCAUACAGAGAUAACCAACAGUUCAGAGGCUCAGAUACGACGUUUGAUGAAGACACUGUUGGUCUUGCUCCUAAUGCUUUGAACAGACUAGGAGGAAAGGAUAUACCUGCAAUGACCAGGAUGCUCAAGCAGUUGGCUCCGUAUUAUCCAGCCCUUCAAAAAAUAAAUAUUCAGACGUUAGCCAAUGUGCUAGUAGAAACUAGAGGAAAAGAUUAAGGAGCGACAACAGCCAAACUGGAAACAUGAUCAGAUUCAAGCAUCUUCAUCUCUUGGCUUUCAGGAAAGAGACUGCAUUUGAUUGUGUGACUGGUUUUGGAAGGGGAAAGGGAGGUAGAGUUCAACAUUUUAAUGUGGUAAAUAUAGCUGGAACACAAACUUGCACAUAAAGGAGGUGAACACUAUUUUGUUUAGGCUUUUUUAAAGUAUUUGUUAUAUCUUAGUAUAUUGCAGAAAAAUCUUUUGUUAUUUUUUGAAAAUAUGUUAAUGUUAUUCUGUCAGGAAAAAGCUAAUCACCCUUCUAACAUCCUUCCCCACUCAGAAAAAAGAAAGGUUUGCUUUUAUGUUAACUUUUUAGGAAGAAUGUUCACUGAAAAUACAGGUCUGUUACAUGAAAAUACAGGUGUACUUUCCUUCAAACAAAUUUAAGGUCAAUUAAUGUAAGGCUUUAUAAUUUGGAUAUUUUUAGAAAUUGUUACACUACAUUUCUGUUUAGAAUAACGAAAGGUGAGUGUCGCAGCAAAGGUAUUCUCUGGCUUAAUGCCAUGCUGUAUGAGGAAAAUGUAAUCGGUUCUAGGGGAUGGUUAUGUAACGGGGCAUUUUACCUGCUUUUGUUUUUGCUGAAUGGAACGAGACAUGGAAGAUAGGCAGGCUUUUUUUAUCCUGUUCAGAAUGAAACUGUUGCAAAUUGACUUAGAAACUCAUUUGUUGAAUUGAUCCAUCCUAAAGGAGAAAAUUCUUCAUUCUUCCUUAUUGAUAAAAACAUAUUAAGAAGUAGUAGAACCUGUUAAGGCAGUUAGUUAAAAUAAUAGGGAAAAUUAAAAAAUUAAUCAAAAUGACAUACUGAGAAAUCAUCACCAGUUCUUAUUUCUCAGUGGGCCAGACUUACGUUUUCUUCUCCCUACACUUCUGAGCUGUAAGUUCAUGAACUCCCAGCUUUAGAUGUCUGCUUUAUAUAAUCGAAUAGAGUGUACAUGGGGCUUACUCCCCAACAUCUGUUUUCCUUUUCACUGCUGUGUUAUGGACUAUGAUUUUUCUUCUCACCUUCACCUGGAAUAUUUCUCUGUCCCUGCAACACUAAAUACGUGUGCUGAAGUAGGGUUUGUCUUCAUGAGCUGUCAUAUUACUGCAUGCACAAAAACUUUGGAACUUGACAUGUAAAUUUGAACACAAAGGCAACAAAGCAGUUGGUUAUAGAGCGUAUAAAUUUGAUUCUCUAAAAUUCUCCUCCUACAGUUGUUUUAGUUGCGCAUCAGAAAAGAUCCACUUUCGUUAUUCGUUUCUGUACACUGCUUCCUUUCCUCCAGAAAGUGUAGUGCAACUAAAUAUCUGAAACUGUAGAAAAACUCUGCAAAUUAACGUUACGACCUUUUCAGCUGGGGUCUUUGUAGAGAGGUCAUUUUUCUCCAUUUCUGACUCCCUUUGGGAUAUUCCAGUGCCUUACAGUAGCUGGAUGGUCUCUUCCCAACUUGGAUGCUCUUUCCUCCUCCACAUUCCCUUAUUUUUUGUUCUGGGGAACAGUUCCUGUUCCUGCUCAUUGCACAGGGUCCUGCUUUGGGGAAACGGUUCCUGCAUUUUGAAAUGAAUUUGGAAUAGUAAGCAAGCUAAGAAAUUGCCUUUCAUCAUUGAGUUACUAAAGGCUUCCUGAACUGUAGAUGAGCAUUUAGUCUUGUAAAUGCUCCUUGCUUCACUGCUUGUCUUCAGUUUUUACCAAAAUCAGUGAACUUCUUGAUAUGUGUCUCUGUUGGUUCUUUUACACAAGCACUAGCGUCUAGGGACUUUUUUAAACUGAUGUUAUCCCGUAGUUUGCUCUCCAUGCGUGUCUUACCCCUUAUGUGCAACUGCUCCCAGUGCUUCCAGCAGUGUAUUCUUUACAGCUUCCUUCAAUCACUUGGCUAAGCCAGUUUCAGCUUCAUCACUGCUUUCUCCUUAAUUUUCUUUUUACCUUUCUUCUUUCCAAAGACCUCCUAGCUUUGAAAAUUAAGAGCUUCCGUGUACAGUGUCUGUACUGAUACUGCCCUGGGCUCUGCCACUUGGCACUCCCAAAUUUGUUGUCUCCACAAUUGAUUUCAGAGACUUUUUUUCCUUGUGUUCUAUACCAGCAAACAGCUGUAGCUGACUUGUGCCAAACAAGCAGUAUCUUUAUUAUCACAGGAACACAUUCCUCUGUGGAGUUCAAUUUCCUAGUAGGCAAGUGAAGUGCAAGAAGAAACAGACAAGCAUCUUCUGGAUGCAGUUCUGCAAAGGGGUCGUUUGCCCUUGUGACAGGAGUAAUGAAGGUUGGUUUGUUUUUUUCAGGGCUGUGUAGAACUUCCAUACUGGGCAUCAUUGCCUUGUUUGGAGGGUUUCUGUGGCAUCUUCUCUCCCUCCGUAGGGACAGGUAUUUACAGCUUGAAGUGUUUUCUUUUACAGGGUCUAGCUUUCAGUCAUUGCUGAUGGAGGCAUCCAUCCUGGGAAUGUGCCUGUUUCACUUCUUUCUGUCUAGCCAGCAUCUCGUCCUACAAACUUGUCUUCUGAAAGAUCGUGACUUUGGGUUCUGGCUGUCUUGUUUUCACUUAGUUCAACCCUGACAUUUUUAAAGGAGGAUUCAGCUGAGAGCAGGAAAAAGAAAGCAUAAAUCCAGGCUGCUGACCUUUUUGGCACGUGACCAGCAGUGUCCGCAAGAAGACGACUUCAUGGAGGGGAAAAAAAAACCACAGAAGUGUCUUGGGAGUUCUGCCAUCCUACCAGUUACUACAGUAGGAUUGCCUAAGCUGAGCCCGCCUGCUGUUUCACUUUUCCUGCAUUGGCCAAUUUCCUUGAGUCAGCUUCUGGCUACUCAUGCCUGAGAAACCUCUCUGCCUUCUCUUCCUCCCGUGUAGUACGGGACUGGCGCAGAAUCAGUCCUCUGCCUGUUCCUGUUUCUCCAGGCUCUGGUCCGUCAGGGCCUCGGAAACCAUCUUCACAAGGUAGGCACUGAUGGUCUGCAGAGCACCGUCACAUCGAGUGCUCGCCAUCCUUCAGUGCAGCAUUCAUACAGCGGCUGUGGCACCGAGGUAAGAUUUUUGAGGCUGCACCAGAGCCCUUUGAACUGAUUUUGCUUUUCCUUAAAAGGCCAUUGAUAAACAACCAGGAUAGAACAGGCUUUGAGGGAUCUCUGGUCUACUUUCAGCCAGCUGCUUGGUCUGUGGUGUACUUGCUUUCACACCUUCAGAAGCAUCUGUGUUUCCCACUGAGACGAGAGUCAUCCCAGUCCGGAGUCACUGGUAAUUUUCCACACCAGCACGGCUCCCUCAGAAAGUGCUGGCAGCUCCAGUGGUUCUGCAGCAAUUGCAGUUCUGUGCGAUGACAUUGGCUGAAAAAAAAGCUGCGUUCUUCACAGGCCACAACCUGGGUAAUUUCUCUGCUACCAGCUUUAGUUCUAGUUUUGUUAGCUUGGACCUAUUCUUGAUUCCAGAUAUACUGGAUUUCAUUUGGUCAGACGUAUGAUCCAAAGGGACAAGUUCCUUAGUGGGAAAGGAGCGAGGAAGCUCUUUCUUUUUAGUGGGGCCUCUUAAUGGGAAAGCUCUUUUGAGUCCAGAAAUACGGGGCUCCUUUCUUUCUUUCUUUCUUUCUUAUUCCCUCAGGAUUUUAUAUUCUCAUUUCUUUCUUAUUCCCUUCAGGAAUACAUGCAGUAUGUACACACAUAGCAUUCGGGGGAGGUAAGGCUCAAGCAGUAUCUGUUGGAAAGCUUUCUCCCUUGUCUCCUUAAAGAUAAGUUAGCUGCAGUUUAUCGUAGGCUGCUGAAGCGGUCGCAGAUAGAUUUGCCAUCAUUCCUGUCCCCCCCUUACCCAGCACCUCCCAGACGCAAUCCAUCGCCCUUUGGAGGCCAAACACCCCUUCUGGUUGCCCCGAGUGCUUUGCCCUGAGCACCUGUCACUCCCUACAGAUUUCACAACAUAAAGGUGCUUAGGAAGUGUUACCAGCGUGUCACCGGGGCUGCUGUUAACCUUUGUAACCAUGUCCUGACGCGUAACAGCCACAGGUAAGCUUUAAUUGCUUUGGGUAGUGCAGGUGUAUGAUUGUCUUAGAGUACUCCGAGAGCUUAGUAACUUUUCUUUGCUUCCUCCACGUUGCUUCUUCAAAGUUACUGCAGGAGCUGGUGCGUGACAGGAACCUAAUUACUAUUUUUUGCUUCAGUUUUCCGUCUGCAAAUGGUGAGAUUGAGGGUGAGGUUUUGAGGAUGCUCAAGGGCACUUCAAAAUGAGUGCUUCAUCACAAAAAGGAGGAUUAUUUGUGGUAAACGAGCACACUAAGCAGAGGGAACUAUAUCCAGAGGAACUAGAGGUUUUUUGUAGGGAACGUUAUGGGGAAGAUGCAGUAUUAGGACAAAGAUGAGAAGCAGUUCUAUUGGAAGAUGCCCCAAGGAUACCCUGAAAGAAAGGGGCAGCUAGAAAGCAAAAAUACAAAGCAAAGCAAAAAGGCCAUCCCUGUUAAGGGGCAGGGACCCCUGAGCCACGGAAAACUGGAAUACAGCAACACAACCCCCACCAUCCCCUUAAAAAUUGUACAAAGGUAAAGUAGGCUAUGUAAGUUGGUCUAACAUUUUUACUUAACCUUAAAUUCUGUAUUAAAAAUUAAUACAUUAACCUCUUAGAAAAGUAAGGCACAUGCAAAACAUGUUGUGCAACUUCUGAGUUUCGACUCUCUGACAAACUAACAAGCAUUAUUUUAAUUUGGCAUUUCUAUAGAGUCAUUUUUUUCCCCAUGCAGGAUAUGUGGAAGAAAGUUAAGUUUGACAUUGCACCAGUUAAAUCUAGGCUCUGUGCUUUCUGUACUACAGUGAGCAUGAGGUGGUCAGAUCUUACAGUAAUACAAAACGAAAACCAACUCAAGUACAGAUUCUGAAGGGGAUGACGAACGUACAAAAUUUAAGAAUGUGAAAUUAUAUCCAUUAUAAUACAGCGAUAAUCUGAUUCAGUACAUGAUGAUUUGGCAACUCCAGUCUGUACAAUGCCAGGGUGGAAUUCCGAGUUGUCAAUGUCAUACGAUGCUGAAGACCAUAGACAGGUACUGCUCAUAGGACACCUGAAUCCAGCCGUCCUGAUCAGUAUCGUAACGUCGGAAUACAUCAGUCAGCCGCUAAAAAAGGGGGAGAAAACACAUGUUUUGGUACACAGAGUAAAGUCAAACUGCCAGAUAUUCUGCUUGGCCCGGAGGUUUCUUUAGCUUUACGAAUGCUUCCUGCCUAUGCCCUCUGAAGACGCUGUACGGUGUCAUGCGCUAGAGGUAGCUCUUUGCUGCAUCUUGUGCUCGAGCUGUGCAGCAGAUCUGAGUUCAUGAUGUAUCUUACGAUACAACACCUACGCCUAUCCAGGCACUUCUUUAUAGACCAGACAGCUUUUUAUAGCUGGCUCCCGGGGAGGUGGGAACAAUCUGGAGACACUCUAACGAGUGCCAUGUCCAUUUCUCAUCCUCUGGCCAAAUCUGCUCAGUGCAUCAUCAAUAUCUCAGCUACCUCAGAACCCCCCGAGAUGACAAGCAGUGCCAGCAGCAGACCAAAACAACCACCAGCAUGGUUGCACUAACACUAGCUGAAUGGUGGUCAAUUUCAAAGCCCUCUUUAGUAGAGUUUAAGUUUAUAACAAAGUACAAUUUUUGCUCAUAUUACAAAUUAAUAUAAAAGCAACUUAUGUUUCAGCAGCAGCGUUUGACUUACGGCUACAAAUGUAAAGCUGAAAGGAGAAGACCAAAACUUAGGGAAAUAAUGAAGCUCCUACUUACAGAGCACUCCCUUCUCUUCAUGGUGCGUAUAGGAAAAUAGCUAGGAUACCGUUGCAACAACAGCCAGGGUAAGAAGAAAAAAAAAAAAAAUCCCUCUAACUAGCCUGCUAAAAUUCAGCUUGUCCGCUUUUCCCCAAAGUCUUAGAUGUAUUUCCAAAAAGUCAGAGAUUCUUAGAGAAACCUUAAGCAUCAGUGCUUAAGGGCUUGUAAUUUCUCAGGGUGAGAAGUAGUUCAGUGAUUUAUUUCUAAACAGAAGGAUGUACCUGUAAAACAGCAGUUCCCUCUCUCUGUAAAUUCACAUACACACUCCUAUUAUUGGAAUUUUUGUUGUUGUUUUGUUCUGAAUGUCUUUUACUACCACUGCCCCUGCAGAAACAGCAGUGACAAAAGACCAGAUAAUUCAGCUAUUAGGUCAAACUCUUUUUAAUCAGAGCCUUAAACAGAGAUGCAAAAGUCCUUGCAAUUCAGAUUCUGAGAACUUUAUUUUGGCGUACACUCAAGAGGGCAACAUGGGACAUGACACACUCCAGUUUUAACACACCCAAGAUUCUCAAAAAAGUGUGUGUGUAUUAAAGCUAAUUAAAAUUGCAUUUAAUGUUUUCCUUUUAAAAGCACCGAGACCAUUUUACAUUUUUUCACUCCAUAAAAACAUUUAAGAGGUCAAACAAUGGUUUGAGGCUUACUUAUAUGUGAUGCAAACGGAUAACAAGCGAAGGCCAGUAAAUUAAGGUGUUUCUAGCACCUCUUGUAUACUUCAAAUGGAUAAGCAAGUUCUAGACUGAAUAUAUUAAAGGGAACCACAGACGUUUAAGAAAAGGUGUGGUUUUUUUUUUCCAGUUGACAUCAAAAGUACAUCUCCUUUCUUACCUGUAAAACAACACAGCACUGAAUAAAGUCAUCGAAAGCAA
Molecule: messenger RNA, 8729 nt
Organism: Cygnus atratus (black swan)
Lineage: Eukaryota; Metazoa; Chordata; Aves; Anseriformes; Anatidae
Exons: 16
Coding region: 124-2079 (651 amino acids)
Cellular component (GO): precatalytic spliceosome
Molecular function (GO): zinc ion binding; single-stranded RNA binding; double-stranded RNA binding
Source: RefSeq, a predicted model, not a curated record